This is a messenger RNA of Cornus florida, 674 nucleotides long. RefSeq names its product large ribosomal subunit protein uL15x-like. The coding region runs from base 94 to 534 and encodes 146 amino acids. Lineage: Eukaryota; Viridiplantae; Streptophyta; Magnoliopsida; Cornales; Cornaceae. Gene Ontology annotation, cellular component: cytosolic large ribosomal subunit; ribosome. Gene Ontology annotation, molecular function: structural constituent of ribosome. The record is from RefSeq and is a predicted model, not a curated record. The transcript has a single exon. Gene Ontology annotation, biological process: translation.
UGUCCAUAAACACCCCCAAACCCUAGCAUCCUUCUUCAUUUCUCUACCCAGCCUCCGAGACCUAGAGAGAGAAAGAGGAGAGAAAGAGCAGCCAUGACGACUCGCUUCAAGAAGAACCGGAAGAAAAGAGGUCACGUGAGCGCCGGGCACGGCCGCAUCGGCAAGCACAGGAAGCAUCCCGGCGGCCGUGGUAACGCCGGAGGAAUGCACCACCACCGCAUCCUCUUCGACAAGUACCAUCCUGGCUACUUCGGGAAAGUGGGCAUGAGGUACUUCCACAAGCUCCGGAACAAGUUCUACCGUCCCAUCGUUAACAUCGACAAGCUCUGGUCACUCGUCCCUAACGACAUCAAGGACAAGGCCUCUCAGGACAAAGCCCCCAUGAUCGAUGUCACGCAGUUUGGGUACUUCAAGGUGUUGGGCAAGGGCGUUUUGUCCACCUCUCAGCCGAUCGUCGUCAAGGCCAAGCUCGUGUCGAAGAUCGCCGAGAAGAAGAUUAAGGAGGCCGGUGGUGCCGUCAUCCUCACCGCUUAGGUUCGUCCCCUUUUCGGGAUAAUGUUAGAUCUGAGCUAUUUAAACUUUUGAACUUGUUGACUUAAUUUUCUUAUAAUCUUACUAUAGUUUAAUUUGGAUAUUUUCAAUUAUGCAUAAUGGUUUUUAAUUAUUUUCUUUAA